Clupea harengus (Atlantic herring) is the source of this 1567-nucleotide messenger RNA. RefSeq names its product translocase of inner mitochondrial membrane 23 homolog a (yeast) (gene timm23a). Gene Ontology annotation, cellular component: TIM23 mitochondrial import inner membrane translocase complex. Gene Ontology annotation, biological process: protein import into mitochondrial matrix. NCBI's taxonomy places the organism in Eukaryota, Metazoa, Chordata, Actinopteri, Clupeiformes, Clupeidae. The record is from RefSeq and is a predicted model, not a curated record. Gene Ontology annotation, molecular function: transmembrane protein transporter activity.
GCGCAGUCUUUCGCCUUUACGGCAGAACGUGGUGGAGGUCAGAUAUGUUCCUUGCUGUCGGUUUUGAAACAUCUCUGGAGAUAACUGCAUUCCCCGCGUGUUUGUUUGUUUUUGAGUCAUUUGAAGGACAUUAACAUAUAGUAAAUCGUCUGUUCUUGAUCAGGAGAUUUGCUGGUAGACCUAUAACCUUUCGGUUAACUAAAAUUAGCAGUGUGGUAACAGCUAGCUUUCAAGCCUAGCUAGCUAACUCACCAUUAAACAUGGAUAACAACUCGUCCGGUAAAGGAGGAUUCGGUGGAAUGGGUGGCAUGUUUGGUGGAGGAGCUCCUGAAUAUUCAAAUACAGAACUCGCUGGAGUGCCUUUGACUGGCAUGAGCCCCCUCUCGCCUUAUCUCAAUGUGGACCCCCGUUACCUGGCGCAGGACUCAGAUGAAUUCAUACUGCCUAUGGGGGCGAGCAAAACUCGUGGUCGUUUCGAACUGGCUUUCUUCACUAUCGGCGGAUGCUGCAUGACUGGUUGCGCAUUCGGAGUAGUCAAUGGUCUCCGCAUGGGUAUAACCGAGACCAGAGAUAUGCCCUGGUCCAAACCACGAAAUGUACAGAUCCUGAACUUGAUCACAAGACAGGGAGCAUCAUGGGCAAACACACUUGGCUCUGUGGCCUUGCUGUAUAGUGUGUUUGGCGUGGCCAUUGAAAAGGUCCGAGGAGCUGAAGAUGACAUCAACACACUAGCUGCUGGCACUCUCUCAGGAAUGCUGUAUAAAUCCACAAGCGGUCUCAAAGGUGUUGCCAGAGGAGGCCUCGCAGGCCUGGCUUUGACAGGUCUCUACGCUUUGUACAACAACUGGGAUCACCUGAAGGGCUCAUCCCCUUCACGCUAUUGACCUUCACCCCCAGAGGACACUGGGUUACUAGAGGAAUGACUGGCAGGGGGGUGGCCAAGUCACUGACUUUUAAAAUGGGACUCCAUCCUGGCACCCCCCCCCCACACACACACACACCCAAAUACCCAUCCCUUCUCCCUCUCCCUUUUCACUCACCCCACCGAGGUGGUCAGGCUCGUUCACCGGGACCAGAAGAUCUCUGUUUAGGUUUUACUCAACAUAUUUAUUAUUCAGGCAAAUCAUGCCUAAGGUGAAACGCUGUGGUGAUGUUUUUUGUUUUCUUUCCUGAGGCCAAACAAGAAGAAGAAGAAUGUAGACAUUUAAGGGUGAUCUCUGAAGAUCAAAGGCACUUUCAUAGUCCCGACGUGUCCCAUGUCAAACGUACUUGUGCCGUACAAUCCUCUCCAAUCAGUGUUCACAUGAAGGUCAUACUCUCUACAUCAGUUCUGGCAGAGGUCGUGUCAGAGUUCUAGAACUCUCUAUUCUCAGACGACCAAAGGACCUCACUCCGUCAACGGUCUAAUAUGUAGUGAAGGCCUUUGUGUCGUCAGGACUGUUGGUGUACAUGUGUGUCAUGAAAUGAAGGCUUGUUUGAAUCUCAGCGUGAAGACGUGCCCUUGUGGCUAGUCGUGUCCUUGUUGGCCAUCGAAAGGCUCUAUCCAUAAAUAAAAAGGUUAAAACUA